GUAAGAUAUAAUAAAACGCUUCAUUUUACGAACCCGCAUAACAGUAACAUCAAUUACGGUAUUAAAUUAAAGUGUUUAAUUGUUACAAAAUUCGUGAUUUAAUGUGGGCUAAUAAAAUAGUGUAAUUACAAGAAAAUACCGUACGUUAUCAUCGAAUCGAUAUAACGACGAAAGAUUCAUAAAUUGCCGUGAAUUCAUUAUAGUUAUGUCAACAAACUUAUGAGAUAGGCGGAGAUUCCAGGAGUAAUCAUGUCUUUGGAGAGGGAAUCUGUAGGGGUGAUGCCCCAGGUCAACCUGGGGAGUGCCUCGGUGGACCCCAGAUCACAACUGCUGCAAGAAAUGAGAGAACAAAACUUUGAUAUGAUAAGAUUUGCAUCAUAUAGAACAGCAUGCAAACUACGAUAUGUACAGAAGAAAUGUAAUUUACAUGUCAUAGAUAUAUGGAAUGUGAUAGAAGCAUUCAGAGAGAAUGCAUUAAACACAUUAGAGCCGAAUGCAUGUGUUAAUGUAACAAGGUUGGAGACUCUAGUAUCUUCUUUGUACCACAACUUAAACAAAAGACUACCACCCGCACAUCAAGUGUCAGUUGAAGCAUGUUCUGCAUUACUACUGAAUUGGUUACUAUCUGCAUAUAGUACUGGUGACAAUGUAGGUAAAAUAAGAGUGUUUUCAAUAAAAGUAGCACUAGCUACAAUGUGUGCUGGAAAACUAAUGGAUAAAUUAAGAUAUAUAUUCUCUCAAUUGUCUGAUGGCAAUGGUCACCUGCUGGUGAAGAGGCUAUCGGAUUACUUACGCGAGGUACUGGCGCUCCCCGCUGCGGUCUACGAGUCACCUUCCUUCAAUUACAAUGACUCAUUAGCCUUGUCUAUAUUUAAUCAGAAUGGAAAAAUAACAGUAAAUGAUUUCUUGGACACUCUGAUGUCGGAUCCGGGACCACCUUGUCUCGUGUGGUUACCAUUGUUACAUCGUUUAGCUAGUGUUGAAAAUGUGGUGCACCCUUUAGCCUGCAGCGUGUGCAGACGAGGUUCCCUGACGGGGUUCCGAUACCGCUGUACGCGCUGCGCCGCCUACACACUCUGCCAGGACUGCUUCUGGCGCGGUCGUGUCUCACCUCCACAUACUAAUGAACAUGAGGUCAAGGAGUAUGCCGCUUAUAAGUCGCCAUCUAAACAGAUAGGUGCGACGUUGCGCAAGUCGUUCCGCUGCGUGCCGGCCGCGCGGCCACCUCUACCUCGGUACCCGGACCAGCCUGAACGUACUCUCAACCUCAGCCAUAUCGUGCCGCCAUCCCCAGUGCCGGCACAUAAUGGGUUCCCGGAGUACGCUGGCGCGUGCGCAGGCGCUGGAUACGUGAACACUGGAUCGCUGGACUCGCGCUCCUCGCGCUCUACACAUCGCAGUAUAGCGGAUCAUUUAUCACGCGGAGUGGACGACGAGCAUCGUCUUAUAGCACGAUAUGCGGCACGGCUAGCGCACGAGAACAGAACUAUGCCGCGCGCUGGAAGAUCGGCUUCUCUCACACCGGAGUUGGGUCGUUCGUCGUCCGAGGGCUCGGAGGUGGACGCGGCGAGACAACAGCGAGAACUUAUCUCUCAGUUAGAAGCUAAGAAUAGAGAAAUUAUGAGAGAAAUUGCUAGACUUAGACAGCAAGAGGCGGAGGCGAGCGCAGGCGGAGGUGCGUCUGCGCCGCCUCUAGUGUCAGAACUCAGAGCGCUGCGACAGCGUAAGGACGAGCUGGAGGGACACCUAUCCUCAUUGCAGGAGUCACGUAAACAUCUGAUGCAGCAACUUGAAGGUCUCAUGAGAAUGCUUAAGACUCAACAAUCGUCACCUCGGUCUACACCCAACUCAUCUCCGCGCUCCACCAAGAGUCCACCGCUGCCUGGCUCUCAGCCACAACCUUCAGCUCCAGAGAGAGAGACAACGGGUCGUGUCCGCAGCGCGCCGCAAACACCAUCUCUGGGGGAACGGGAGAGGAUCGAUAUGACGCAUAGUCUUGGUGGCAUUGACAGUAUGAGCAACGAUGGCAGAAAUUUUCAUCAGAAUCAACGUCCUACUACAAUGGGCAUAGACAAUAGGAAUCUGCGCAGCGAUCUGUUGUACGCAGCGGACUCUGUCACAAAUGCCAUGUCUACUCUUGUGCGAGAACUUAACUCUGAAGGUUCCGACACCGAGGACAAUGUCAAAGGAGGUAUGGAGGCUAGGAAACAAAGAGAUUUCGAGGAGGAUGAAGACAGCGAUGGUCCGAUGCCGCGUCCGCAGCCGCCGAGACACUACAUACACGAUAACAGUGUUCAGAACCCUCCUAGUCUUACUACACAAUCAUAAGUUAAAAUCGUUUUAUUUAAGGACACUCCUCCGCCAUUGCCGGCCCGCACUGGUCAUUAUUUCCCUCGGACAUAGUUCUACAUAAGCA
Messenger RNA from Papilio machaon (common yellow swallowtail), 2416 nucleotides. RefSeq names its product dystrobrevin beta. Gene Ontology annotation, biological process: synaptic signaling. The record is from RefSeq and is a predicted model, not a curated record. NCBI's taxonomy places the organism in Eukaryota, Metazoa, Arthropoda, Insecta, Lepidoptera, Papilionidae. Gene Ontology annotation, molecular function: zinc ion binding. The transcript is spliced from 21 exons. Gene Ontology annotation, cellular component: synapse; plasma membrane. The coding region runs from base 250 to 2328 and encodes 692 amino acids.